AUGUCUAUAGAUUAUGGAAAUUUAUGUUCGGUAAUAUUAAAACAAUGCUUCGGCGAAACUGUGCAACUUGUGGGAGAUUGUCUAUUCGCGGCAAAUGCCCGAACACUGGGAAACAUUGUCAAGUCCACGAAUUUGACCAGAAGGGAGGUCUCCACGGCUCUGGGUAUUUUAAUCAAAUAUCAAUUGGUCACAUUUCAACCUAAUGAUGUUAAUCCCUUUGUGGCGGAAUAUUCACUUAAACGUGAUGAGAUUUUAUAUAUUUUACGCUAUUCAAGAUAUGUCCAUUUAAUACAAACCAAAUAUGGUUCGGUUGGUGCUGCCAUUGCCGAGGAAUUAUUGUACUCUGGUUCUCAAACUGCCUCGAAUACAUUAUUGAAAUGUUUAGCAAACAAUGAAAUUAAUGAGAAAGUGGAAACCAUCCGCGACACCUUUGUACUAAUGAUACGUGACAAUUAUUUAAUAAAACUUCCGAUGUUGGUGCCAAAUGAGAGCGGUGAACCAGAAUUAGUGCCAAAGCUGCACAUAGAAGAUUAUGAUUUAUUUAAUCCACCCGAUAUUGAUCUAUCGAUGUUGGCUAAAGUUCAGGCUGGUACUGUACAGGCCACACAACUAAGGGAUGCAGCAAUAUUUUGGCAAUUGAACUUCAAACGUUUCCAUCAAGAUUUUCGAGAUCAAUGUAUGAUAUCGGCUGUAGAAAGGAAAUUGGGAGCAAGUGCUGCCGAAUGUUUUAAACUUAUACUAAAGCAAAUGUACGAGAGAACCGAUCCCUGGCAAAGACAAGCUUCUAAUCCCUUUACUAUUGUCGAAGUGAAACAUGUGGUGGAAAAGAACUCAAAUAAUUUGGAUUUGAUAAGGCAUUUAGAUCAAUAUGUGGCAUUAAUUGCCGAUGACUCCCUGCAUUUCAUAAGAAAAAUUGGUGAAAUGGGUGGCGGUCAAUAUGUGGUAGAUUUAGCACCCGCCUUUGAAUCAUUGGCCUUGGCAUGCAUAGAAAAUGUCAUUACCGAACGUUUUGGUUCGAAAGCAUCGCGAAUCUUUCGUGUUGUGCGAAUGAAAAAAUAUAUCGAACAAGAAGAUCUACAAAAGGAGGCUAUGGUACCGGCAAAAGAAGCGAAGCUUUUAUCUUAUAAUUUAUUUCAAGAACAAUUUCUUCAAAUUAAAACAAUACGCAAAGCGGGGGGUGGUGGCACUGGACCAGCAAAGGCUUUCUAUUUGUUUUAUUUGAAAUAUAAACAGAUUGCCAAAAUGUUGCUGGACAUUUGCUUUAAGGCUUUAUACAAUGAUAUAACCCGUUCCAAUUAUGAGAAGAAUGAACACAAACGUUUAAUUGAAAAAUCUCAAAAGUUGGAUAGCAUUGUUGCAACAAUGAAAGAGAGAGGGGAAUCCGAAGAGUAUAUUGCCGAGAUUCUUGAAACUCUAACCCCACCUGAACGAGAAAUCUUGGAUAAAGUGAAGAAUCGCAUCAAGACAUUGUCCAAGGCGGAAUUAUCCCUUGAUGAUACCAUUUUUCUAUUACAAAUGUAUUUAUAUCAUUCGGCCCAGGUGUUUGUGGCACCAGCAACUAAAAAAUAA
Messenger RNA from Musca vetustissima, 1569 nucleotides. RefSeq names its product DNA-directed RNA polymerase III subunit RPC3-like. The transcript has 8 exons. Gene Ontology annotation, biological process: DNA-templated transcription. Gene Ontology annotation, molecular function: single-stranded DNA binding. Gene Ontology annotation, cellular component: RNA polymerase III complex. The record is from RefSeq and is a predicted model, not a curated record. The coding region runs from base 1 to 1569 and encodes 522 amino acids. NCBI's taxonomy places the organism in Eukaryota, Metazoa, Arthropoda, Insecta, Diptera, Muscidae.